UAUUGAUGGUUUAAGCAAUUGUAACACCUGUUUGACUGCCGCUCUUUUUUUGGGAGAGCACAGACCCUGUACGUUCCAAGACAUAAUUGUGUUACUCAUUUGUAACUUCGCGGACCCUUUUUCCUAGCAGACCUUGAAGAAUGAUCCACUGGGAUAGAUGGCUGAUGAGCAUUAAAGUUCAGUCUUUGAGCUUCUCUCAAUAACCUUUUGGGAAUUACAGGUUGGAGAUUUUUCAAAUAAGAAAGGGGAGAGGAGGAGGGGGAUACAAGAGGAGGAGGGGAUUGGGGGAUGAUGUAGCACUGGUAGAAAGGGAUAAGGGAGAAGAAUUAGGGGAUUCAGAGGGGGUAAGCAUGGGACACUAACAAUGGGUUUCGUUGAGGCCAAAUCACAAACAGUUGGUAGUGAAGUUUCUAGUAAAAUUUUGAUGGAAUCAUCAAAAAGACUAGGGACAUCAGAUAGUACGUCAUCGAGAUGUGUUAAAGGUAAAUUAGGAUUGUAUGAAGCAAUUGGUGUUUCUGAAAUGCUUUUUGAGAUUGGGUCAAUUGGGUCAAAAAUAGCUAAGGCAAAAUUUUCAGCAGGAAGGGGAUUUUUGGAAGGGAAAACAAAAGAUGAAUUAGUUUUAUCAAUGGGACCAUCUCUAGAAAUAAGAGCGUGGAAGACAGAGUGGGAGGUGGGGAGGUCGGAUGCAAAAUUUAAGUUUAUGCAAGAACCCAACGAGAUUAAUCAAAGAACACUGGUUUUUCUCUUUUCGUUGAGUUAUGUGCCACUGGAUUUUAAGUCCGAAAAUUUUCCGAUGUUUCAGGUCAUCAAAGAACACUCUUACCUCAUUGACGCAAAACGCGUAUUCUCUUCUGACUCUGGAGAUGACAAUCCACUGGAUUGUAUUCUUUCGAAAAUUACUGUUGCUCAAGCAUCUAAAUUUCUUAUGUUGGUUUGCUUUCAGGUGCCUGGCUCUCAUUAUUAUUAUGACAUGUCCUAUUGCGAAGAAGUCUGCACUUUUAAAAAUCUACAAACAGCUAGUACAUCAUCCACUGCAGUUUCAAGGGAGGGUUGUUCGAUAGUCUUUGAGGAAGAUACUGCUGAUAAAGUUAUGACGCUUCUUGACAUUUCUGCCGGUUGUGGUGGGAUGUCCACAGGCUUGUGCAUGGGUGCAGCUGCAUCCAAUGUCAACCUUGUCACUAGAUGGGCAGUAGAUUUUAACGAAGACGCUUGCGAAAGUCUUCGCCACAAUCAUCCUGAGACUGAGGUUCGAAACAUGAAGGCCAAGGACUUUUUACAUUUGCUUUAUGAGUGGAAAGAUCUCUGUUCUCGUUUUCAUUUGUUGGGGACUGAUUAUAACAAAACAAAAAAACCAACUAAGAACAAAGGGAAGGAAGAAACUGAAGAAGAGGCGCAGAGACGUCCUCCGGAUGAAAACGGAGAGUACGAAGUGGAGAGGAUAAUUGGAAUAUAUUAUGGAGUCAACCCCGAUACAGAUGAAAGGACUCCUGCCUUACACUUUAAGGUAAAGUGGAAGGGGUGGGGUUCUGAUUGGGACUCCUGGGAGCCUUAUUCAGAGCUUACGAAAUGUGAGGACUGCAUAGAGGAAUUUGUUACUGAUGGAUACCAAUCUAAUAUAUUGCCUCUUCCUGGUACUGUUGAUGUAGUAUGUGGUGGACCCCCCUGCCAGGGAAUCUCUGGGUUCAAUAGGUUCAGAAAUUAUGAGGAGCCUCUAAAGGACCCCAAAAAUUAUCAGCUUGUUGUAUUUAUGGAUAUUGUUAAGUUUCUUCAGCCAAAGUUCACUUUGAUGGAGAACGUAGUAGACCUUAUGAGAUUUUUGGGUGGAACGCUUGGUCGGUAUGCCAUGGGGAGGCUUGUCGCAAUGCAGUACCAAGUCCGUCUUGGGUUAUUGAUAGCUGGAAGCUACGGGCUACCACAGUUCCGUAUGCGCACCUUUCUUUGGGGUGCCAAAAUGACAGAGAAACUCCCACAGUUCCCUCUUCCUACCCAUAAGGUUAUUGCUCGUGGGUAUAACCCUAAGGAGUUUGAGCGAAAUGUUGUAAAGGGGGAUGAAGCGUAUACUCUGCAGCUGAAGGAUGCGUUGGUUCUUAAAGAUGCAAUUUUUGAUUUGCCUAAGAUUACAACGCAUGAAAUCCGGGAUGAGAGGGACUAUGGUAAUGAUAUUCCUACGACAGACUUGACAGACUUUCAGAAAAUGAUUCGCUUGCCAAAGCACAAGUUGAUGGGGUCAGCUUACCCAGAGGAAUCAGUGACAUUAAAGCUUUUUGACCACAGGCCUCUAAAACUAAGCGAAGAUGACAAUCUUCGGGUUUCUAUGAUCCCCAGGGUAAAGGGCGCAAACUUCAGAAACCUCCCUGGAGUGAUUGUUGAUGGGAACAAGGCAUGUCGUGAUCCAAAUAUGGCCAAAGUAAUGAUUGCAAAAUCUCGAAAGCCAUUGGUGCCUGAGUAUGCUAUAAAAUUUGUUAGGGGAACUUCCAAAAAGCCAUUUGGAAGACUCUGGUGGGACGAAAUUGUCUCCACUGUUGUUACGCGUGCCGAACCACAUAACAAGAUAAUAUUGCAUCCUGAACAAGACCGGGUAUUAUCAAUCAGGGAGAACACUCGUCUUCAAGGUUUUCCAGAUUUUUAUCGUCUGUUUGGUACAGUGAAGCAGAGGUACAUGCAAGUAGGUAAUGCAGUGGCUGUACCGGUAGGAAAAGCUCUAGGAUUUUCUCUUGCAAGGGUAGUAAACAAUACUUCUGACAGUGGACAGGUUUUUGAACUCCCUCCAUCCUUCUCAAGAUGA
This is a messenger RNA of Papaver somniferum (opium poppy), 2785 nucleotides long. RefSeq names its product DNA (cytosine-5)-methyltransferase CMT3-like. The coding region runs from base 365 to 2785 and encodes 806 amino acids. The record is from RefSeq and is a predicted model, not a curated record. The transcript is spliced from 17 exons. Lineage: Eukaryota; Viridiplantae; Streptophyta; Magnoliopsida; Ranunculales; Papaveraceae. Gene Ontology annotation, cellular component: nucleus. Gene Ontology annotation, molecular function: methyltransferase activity.